This is a messenger RNA of Coregonus clupeaformis (lake whitefish), 2072 nucleotides long. RefSeq lists its product as uncharacterized. The record is from RefSeq and is a predicted model, not a curated record. Lineage: Eukaryota; Metazoa; Chordata; Actinopteri; Salmoniformes; Salmonidae. The transcript is spliced from 2 exons. Bases 915 to 1928 code for a protein of 337 amino acids.
CAGCACACGCACUCCCACGCCUUUCCCCUCCUCUCACAGGUCCAUGACCUCUUUGCUGAGUGAGAACGAAGAGCGAUAUGUCUCCUCACCUGAGGGUGGCGAUAGAGAGAUGAGACACAGACCACACUCAGCACCACUGAGAUCUGUGUUUGGCAUCUCUGAGGACUCUGUCUUCGACAUGGUCCAGAGCGGCCAGUCGCAGGGUGACAUCGUACCGCCGCCCAAACGGAGUAGACAGGAGAAAUAAAGACCUAGCAAAAUGUCAACGGAUGGCAAGUUUAUGAUGGGUAUUGUCUAGUUGGUUAUAAACCUUCUCAACUCCAGAUUGGCUGAGCUAAUGCGAAGUGUCAGUCAGGGAACUCUAGUUCUGCUGACUGGAAGUAUCUCAGCAAGUCAACAGUUUGCCCAAGAGAUGCUAAGCAUGGUGACUUCUAAGAUGUAUUCCCAUGCCAUAGAGCAUAUUGCGCUCGGCCACAAGUCUCCCCUUGAGUUAGAGAGGGAGCUUGAGGCCAUCUUGGGUCCUCUGGCUGGACAGGUCAUAGUCAUCAUCAUAGAUAGCAUCAUCAAGGCUAAAGCCAACGGAGGAAAUGAGGGGAGAGCGUCCAGCCCCUUGACCUAUUUUCUAACUGCCAUUUCGGCAGAAAUACAAAGCCUAGUGGUUCACAGAUCGGCUAGCAGACCAUCCACCAGACUGUCCAACAACGACCCACUGCUGAACAUUUCCAAGUCAAAGGUCUUAAGAUCAGUUCUGCUCAAAAUGGCAGAGCUCUUUGGCCAAGGUCCAAGUGAAACCUGUCUAGUUCCACUAGUCCAGAGUCAGUCCAACAACUCAAUUUGCGACUGGACUGUGAAUGCAGGCACCAUUCAUCCAAGUACAUUUCUGUCCGACAACAGAGUGACAGAAGUGUCAUCCGAUGUUGUGGAUCUUGUACUUGAGUUUUUUUUGGAUAACAGGAUUUUUGGAUAACAGGAACCCGUCAAGGCCACAGAGUGCCUGCUCCCACAACUCAGCUAGUGGAGCAAUAGAUAUGAGAGCUCUUGCUGGGGACUUGGUCAGACAGGUGUCUGUCAAACUCAGCCCAUUUGUCUCUGAGAGUCAACUCUCCACCAUGUCCAUGACAGAUCUGUCAUCAUCUUUUUCUGACUCCACCUUGAAGCAGUUGUGUUCUCGCUCUGUUGUUGCUCUGGCAACUGCCUGUCAAGCAAUCAAAACAGAGCUCGAGAACCAGAGACCUACCAACCUGGCAGCCAGAGACCUACUAUCGUCUCUGGUAGAGACCAUUGAGGACAUGGAUAUCUCUGACAUCCUCCAGGGCCCGUCGGCCAUUUUGGAGGAGGCUGCUGUGAUAAAGCACCCAGAGAUGUCCACCUCGACAAUAUACAGAUCUCUGCUUCUCGACUCAUCUCUCGCCUCCUCUAAGAUGGUCACUGAGAGCAUUAUCUUCAACAACCCAUGCCCAUCAGAGGAGAAUGUGAGUAUUCAGAAGGAGCUCCCUGCUGAUAAAGUUGACAUCCUCCAUGGUCAACCAGUGGAGGAGUAUAUUGUCAAAGCUGAGCAAUGCAUCACUCAGGUCAUUCAGGAUGCAGCUUUGACAUAUACUGCUGCGCUGGAUAAAACCGACACUUGUGGGAAACUGUCGGAAAUCCUAUCUGUCCAUGUUUCCUCAGAGAAUAUUGAGGAGGCAUCCUCUGAUCUCUUUGGUGGAAUUAUUUCCGACCUGCAUGAGGUAUCUGAGGUCAAUAAGGCCUCCAUGCGUACGAAAUCAGGUCGCAAAAUGUUCUGGGUGGAAGUGAGUUCAGGUUCCCAGAAGAUUUAUACCAAAACCCUGGACAAACUAAGGAAGCUGUUCACCUCCCACCAUCUCACUGAGGGAAAAAAAUACUCCUGUGCAAAUCGAGCUUUCUGCAACUGGACUACUUGUAACUGAGGCCACUGUGCAGGAAUCUCCUGUAACUGAGGCCACUUUGGCAGUGUCUCCUGUACAGAAGACAGACAGUAAGACCCCUUCUAAGUCCCCAGCCUCAGCCUACCAGCUCACCCUCGACACCUGCACUAAAGGGGUAAUCAAACA